GGGAGGUGGUGGCGGGGGGUCUCGGAUCAGAUUAGUUUCCAAACGCGCACCGGUGGCGGUGCGGAGGGAACGCGGUUGGAUUUGUGCGUCUUUCUGUUUUUUCUUUUUCUUUUUUUUCCCUUCUUCUUCUUCUUUGCCUCGUGUUUCCCGGCAGCAGGAGGGUUCCGAACAGAACUAUGGAUUACUCCUUCUGUGUUCUGGUUCUGUUAAGCGUUUCGUCUGUGUCGACCGGACUGUUCCCGGAGCCCCCGGAAAUAAAAGAGUGGGUGAACCAGAUUCAAAAAGAUUUGAUCACAUUAACAGACUCAGCCAGCGGCUUGCAGAACUUAAAACAGAUAUACCAUAAACAUAAAAACCACUUCAGUGUCGAGACCAACAAUGCAGUCGAACUGGUGUCAACUGCUGCUGGGAACAUAGAGAAGCUGCUGGCAAACCGCUCUCAGGCCCUAAAGAGGCUGGCAACAGAAGCGGAACAGUUUCAAAAGCUACACGAGUGGACAGUCCACAGUGAGACGAACAAGCCACUUUACUACAAUGCCAAAGAUGGUACAAACAGGACAGCACUAGAGAUAGAACAAGAGGAGGAUGAAGAAAAGGAGAAGAAGAACCGGUUUAUUCCAGAUGAUUUUGAUGAAGACCCAGACUUCAAACGGCUUGUCUCCUACAACACCACUGCUGUCCAUAUCCCGACUGACAUAUAUGAAGGCUCAACAAUCAUUUUGAAUGAGCUAAAUUGGACGGAUGCAUUGGAGGAUGUUUUCCGGAAAAACAAAGCAGAAGAUCCCUCGCUGCUGUGGCAGGUGUUUGGCUCUGCGACGGGUUUGGCUCGUUACUACCCAGCAUCCCCUUGGAUCAACACAGGUGGUUCACCUAACAACAUUGACCUCUAUGAUGUACGCAGACGACCUUGGUACAUUCAGGGAGCAGCGUCACCCAAGGACAUGCUGAUCCUAGUGGAUGCGAGUGGAAGUGUGUCCGGUCUCACCCUCAAACUCAUCAAAACGUCUGUCAGUAAGAUGCUGGAGACCCUCUCUGAUGAUGACUUUGUGAACGUGGUGUCUUUCAACAAAAGUGCCAGACCUGCAGCGUGCUUUCAGAACCUGGUGCAGGCCAAUGUGAGGAACAAGAGGAUCCUAAAGGAGGCUGUGCAGAGCCUCAAAGCUGAGGGGAUCACCAACUACACAAGUGGCUUUGAGCUGGCCUUCGAACAGCUUAACCAGACGAAUGUGUCGAGAGCCAACUGCAACAAGAUGAUAAUGCUGUUCACUGAUGGAGGAGAGGAGAGGGCRGAGGAGAUCUUUGUAAAAUACAACCCAAAGCAAAAAGUGCGCAUCUUUACCUUUUCCGUUGGUCAACACAGCUACGACAAAGGGCCGAUACAGUGGAUGGCUUGUGCUAAUAAAGGGUAUUAUUACGAGAUCCCAUCUAUAGGGGCCAUUCGAAUAAACACUCAGGAGUAUUUGGAUGUUUUGGGUCGGCCGAUGGUCAAAGCAGACCGAAGGGCCAAGCAAGUUCAAUGGACAAACGUCUACAUGGACGCACUGAAACUUGGUCUUGUGAUCACCGGAACGAUGCCUGUUUUCAACAAAACUAGUACGGGCCCAAAGAAGUCUCAAAACCAGCUUAUCUUGGGAGUUAUGGCCAUUGAUGUCUCCCUGGAAGACAUCAAGAGACUGACUCCUCGGUUUACAUUUGGACCAAAUGGCUAUUACUUUGCUAUUGAUCCAAAUGGAUAUGUGCUGCUCCAUCCUAAUCUUCAGCCACCGACUGCCAAGUUUGAUGAACCUGUGACGCUCGACUUUUUAGAUGCGGAGAUGGAGAAUGAAGUCAAAGUGAAGAUAAGAAAAGAAAUGAUUGAUGCUCAGACAGGGAGUUACACUAUAGAAACACUGGUGAAAUCUCAAGAUGAGCGCUACAUGGACCAAGGUUGGAGGACGUACACCUUUGCACCAGUGAAGGGGACAGAUUACAGCCUUGCCCUGGUCCUUCCUGAAUACAGCAAGUAUUACAUCCGCGCCACGAUCGGCGACACGAUUACCCAGGCAAAAUCGGUUUUGGGAAAAACUGUUUCUGAGAGCCUGAUGGCAGACAAGUUUGAUGAAUAUGGCUACACAUUCAUCGCACCAAGGAUGUACUGCAAAGACUUAAAGCCACCUGAUAAAAACUCCACCAACACAGAGUUCCUGAAGGAGUUUAAUAACUAUAUUGACACAAAGACUCCAAACAAUCCAAUGUGUAAUGUAGAGCUGGUGAACCGACUCCUUUUGGAUGCUGGCAUCACCUCAGACCUGAUCAAGAUCUGGAAGAAAAACGAGUUUCAGCAUGGUGUUGCAGCCAGAUUUGUCGCCACUGAUGGAGGAAUAACACGUGUCUUCCCUAAAAGUGCCGGACUCGACUGGAAUGAGGAAGCAGAAACUUACGAGUCCAGUUUCUACAAGCGCAGUUUGGACAAUAACCUGUACAUCUUUACUCCAACACGUUGCAGUGAAAGUAACAACUCAGUCCUUGUGAGCACAGCAGUAAACGUCACAAUAGAUGGCAUCACUCUUAAACCAGCUGUUGUUGGUGUGAAGUUGGACAUCGAGGCGUGGAUGGAGAUUUUAAUCAACGUCACACACAAGAGUGAUUGCAAGGAUGAGAUCUGUGGCUGUACGAGAAAUAAUAAGAGAGUAGACUGCGUCAUUCUAGAUGAUGGUGGAUUCAUUGUGAUGUCCAACCAAGAUGACCACAUUUCCAAGAUUGGGUGUUUCUUUGGCGUCGUCGAUCCCGUUCUGAUGCGAGCCUUGGUCAACUCAUCCCUGUUUACCUCCAUAAGCACCUACGACUACCAGUCGCUCUGUGACCCUAAGAGAGAGAACAAGGCGGCUGCGGGCCUGCGCUCCGUCUACGUACCAACUAUUGCAGAUAUUCUGAAUUUAGGAUGGUGGGCCACAGCUGCAACCUGGUCAAUAGUGCAGCAGUUGCUGGUCAGCAUCACGUUCCCCAGUUUUCUGGAUGCAGCUGAAAUGGAUGAUGAAGCAUCUGAUACGAUGACCAAGGAGGUGUGCAUCACAGAGCAAACCCAAUACUACUUUGAGACUAAUGACUUGUCUUUCAGAGGCAUUAUUGACUGUUCCAACGACAGCAGGACGUACCACGCAGAAAAGCUGCACAAGACAAACCUGGUCUUCAUCAUUAGUGAGAGGGUGGAAAGCAAAGGCACAUGUGAUUCACCCCCAUUAAUACAGGAUGAGCAACAAUCCGAUGGGCCUGAUCCCUGCGAAAUGGCUCUCGAGCCUCGCUACAGGAAAGGACCUUCAUUUUGUUUUGAUAAAAACGAGGAUGAGAAGGACCCUGACUGUGGCGGAGUGUCCGGCCUGAGUCCGUCACUUUGGCUCAUGGUGGUCCUUCAGGUUGUCUUGCUGUGGGUUGUAAUGGACUCCAGGCACCACGCCGUCCCAUCAUGACCUCAGAACAACAGGAACCAGUCUUACACAACCGCUCCCUACAGAUAACAAACAUGGCUACCAGCAUGCAGCGCUACCAUCGAAACCACCUCCGACGAACGGCGCUUUGUAACAAAGAAACGAAAAAGAUGAGAACCCACUUGAGUUUCCUUCUAUUUUUACUUUCUGGGCGUUCUCUAAGUGAUGGGACCGGGKUACAGGUGGCUAAAGAAAUGUAUCUGCCAAGAUUUGAUUGAUUAGAAAGGUCUUCAACUAUCCCUCAUUAAUUCUGUGGAUCCCGCCAUCMAGAGAUUAAUUUUGUUUGGCGACUUCCAAACAUUAUUUAGCUCGAUGUCAUUGAAAGAACAGAUCGGACUGCCUUACACAGUCAACAAGAACUAAAACAUGACUUUUUUUAUUCAAAAUGCUGAGAGGUUUUAUUCAUCACUGCCAAAAACAGUGCAAGAGUAGACUUUACUUUGAAUCGACUUGCAGUGCUUAGUUGUUAGAGAUUUAUUUUUUCGAUUGAGGAUUUGGCUGAGACGUCUCUCACUGAUGCCAAAUGAUUACAUCUGUCACUGUUCAGUUGCCUCAGCUGGGUUGUUGGUUCUUUUGUUGAAGUCAGAUUUUCAGAUGAAAUCACCAAGAACCUUUUUAGUGUCUCUGAGGACCAUAUUUGUACUUCAAUCUGCUGCCUUUUUAUUUACAUACCCUGUUUGCAGUGUGGAGAUUCUGUUUAGUGUAAUCAUUCUCAAGAGCCAACCCUUGUACUGCCACAGAGUGUUUGUGUGUGUAGGUUUGUAGCUGUAAAGCUGAUUGAACAAUCAGCUCGGGAGCUGUCUGUGUUUGAAAUUCCUGCCUUGAUUGUUGGAUCGCUCCAAGGAAAUCUUUGUUGCCAUAGAGAGCAUUAACCAAUCAGGAUGAACCUGGCUGGUGUCCAACGUGGCUCAUUGGACAAAUUCUCCUGUGCCAUGUGGACUGUUUCAUUCAUUUAUUAUUUAUUAGUUUGAAUAAGGUGUCAGGGUUAAAUUCAGAUGUUUGCCUUCAGACAAGAAACUUAGAGAGUUAAGGGAAUAUUUGACUUCUCAACAUAUAGGUGAUUUUUUUUUUCUUUUUCAAUCACGUUUUCAAAUGAAAUGACUACUGUCUGCAC
This is a messenger RNA of Austrofundulus limnaeus, 4578 nucleotides long. RefSeq names its product calcium channel, voltage-dependent, alpha 2/delta subunit 1a (gene cacna2d1a). Gene Ontology annotation, cellular component: L-type voltage-gated calcium channel complex. Gene Ontology annotation, molecular function: voltage-gated calcium channel activity. The record is from RefSeq and is a predicted model, not a curated record. The transcript has 40 exons. NCBI's taxonomy places the organism in Eukaryota, Metazoa, Chordata, Actinopteri, Cyprinodontiformes, Rivulidae. Bases 177 to 3446 code for a protein of 1089 amino acids.